GGUAAGACUUAUGGCAGGGCGGUGGUGGUGCCUGGUGAGAGGGAGCAGACCAGGUUAAAAUGAGGCGCUCGGACUCCCUGCGGGAAGGAGAGAUGGGGGACAUGAAGCCUGCAGUGCGGCUCCGACGGAAGGGAUGGGGCAGUGCUGAUCCCUGUGGGGCAAAUCCUUGUCCUGGGGGUGGGAACCCUCACCCCAACAGCUCAACAUGGAGCAGCUGGGAGUUGGCAGCUGUAAUCAUCGCUGGCCUCCUCCUGCUCUACAUCCCACUGUGCUAUGAGAAUUUCCAUUUCCACGUGGCUCAUUUGUAUGCUCGCCUGGGGUACCCCAAUGCCCAGCACAUCCUGGGACAGAGGUAUUUACAAGGAACCGGAGUGGAAAAAAAUGAGGACAUGGCUAUGCACUGGUUCAGGCAGGCUGCGGGGCAGGGCCAUCCCCACUCCUCCUUCAACCUGGCAGUGGGGGCACUCAGAAACAUGACCAUGGCACUUGAAGAAGGGGAAGUGGAGAAACUUCUCAGUGUGGCAGCAGCCCAUGGGCUCCAGGAAGCUCAGCAACUUUUGGAAAACAUCCUCAAGAGCAGAAACCUUCCCUGAUUGACUGCUGCAAUACCAGCGCUCGUCCAACCUUGCCAACUUAGCAACCCCACUUUCUCCUUGCUGAGUGUCUUUAGGCAUUUGAGUCAUUCAUUGGACAUUGCACUUGCUUUGUACUGGAUCUCCAUGGUCAGAUCUAUGGCAGUCAUGUGUUGCUGCACCUUCUCUUUUUGCUUCCUGGCUCGCCACUUCUGAAGAGCAUGGAAAAGGUGGGGUGGAGGAGACAAAUAGCCUUCAGGGUUACACUGGCAAUGGGCAUAUGGAUGUUUUUGAAAAAACACCACUAUGUUUGUACCAACUUAUCUGCUAAUACUAAGUUCAGUUUAUAUCCCAGCGUUCACCUGGACUUGGUGUGAGGUUGCUGCACAUUUGUGCUACCUGUAUUUCAUGCUCUGCUUAGGCAUUGUGAUAACUAAUCAUGACUAAGCCUUUAUCACUUUAAAUCAGCAUGGCAUGCAUGCAUGAUGCCAUUUGUAAU
Messenger RNA from Manacus vitellinus (golden-collared manakin), 1071 nucleotides. RefSeq names its product secretory immunoglobulin A-binding protein EsiB-like. Gene Ontology annotation, molecular function: protein binding. The transcript has 5 exons. The coding region runs from base 60 to 593 and encodes 177 amino acids. The record is from RefSeq and is a predicted model, not a curated record. Lineage: Eukaryota; Metazoa; Chordata; Aves; Passeriformes; Pipridae.